Molecule: messenger RNA, 4211 nt
Organism: Rhopilema esculentum
Lineage: Eukaryota; Metazoa; Cnidaria; Scyphozoa; Rhizostomeae; Rhizostomatidae
Product: run domain Beclin-1-interacting and cysteine-rich domain-containing protein
Cellular component (GO): intracellular membrane-bounded organelle
Molecular function (GO): phosphatidylinositol phosphate binding
Source: RefSeq, a predicted model, not a curated record
ACUUUGACGCAAUAUCGUCAGGGGCCAACAAGUCACAAAAUGAUAAAAUGGAAAAUGUUUGUUGUGAUGAGCAUUACGAUUUGUUGAUCAAGACUCAAUCGACGUGCGAAGGCAUACUUGCAAGUGGAAGAUCCGAUAUCUGGUCAACCUAUGGCGCCUUGAGGCGUGCUACAGCGGUGUUUUGUGAUAUUCUCUUACAGGGUUUGGCUGUUGAAGAUGAAGAGGAAUUACUGAAAUAUUUGCUUGAUAACAACCCAAAACAUUUUGUCAAGGAAACAAGCCUUAGUUUUGAUUCCUCAGUUGCAACAAGUUUGGAACAGUUCAUAGAAGAGGAAUGUCUGCUCUCCUAUUCUGCAUCUUUAGUCAUUGAGAACUGCUUUCUUGAUGGUGAUAGGAAGCAGAUUUCAAAGCUUUACAGAGAGAAUGCAUUUGUGAGGUCAAGACCAUGCUUGCUGUGUUUAAAGAUAUGCUUUGCAGCUCUGGAGCAAAAUAGCUUGGAUCUUCUAACCUCACUGAAGAAUACUUGUGCAACGAAAGAACAAUUUUUUCAAUACAUAAAGGAAGAACGAGGGUUUGACCCAAUUAUUCUAGAUCACAAAGAUGAAAAGACUCUCACUUCAUCUGUUAAUACUUCAAGCGUUCCUAGUUAUUCUUACUCAAUUAGCUCUGGAGAUGAGAUUGGCUCGGAUGCCCAAGAUAGCAUUCUAGAAAUAUUCGGGAGUCCCCCUGAAAAUGCCAUACAGUCGGAUGGUUUUACUGGAAAAGUUUUCAGACAGGAUGUCUCUAAGCGUCGAAGUUUGCAUCAGGACGUGCUUAUGACCAGCGCGUUAGCUGCAGUCAUGGAAACAAACGAAGAUGGCGUAGUAUGGUUUGAUGAUACAGACAGGAAAAGUCUUGUAGCCGAGCCAGUCGAUAAAGCACGUCAACGAAUCGCAAGAAUGAGAGAAAUCUCUCGAAGUGAAAGUAGCUUAUUUAAUGAGCAUGGUCAUAUCGAGACCGAGGGAAACCGUUUAUUUGAGGACCGGAACACAAACGAGGCUGUUUUGCAGUCUGAUUCAAAAGCUUCAGUGACCGCAAAAACACCUAACGCGUCAAAAACUGACGAAUUAACUGACGAUAUCACACCAGUAUUGUUACGCAGAUCCAGCAAUGUUGUUACUACACCGUUCAAACGGGGCCAUAAUCGAUCAAAGUCGGAUCAAAUCGGUGUUUUAAAAACGGUUGAUGCAUCUGACACCGAAGACGGGAAAAGAGAAGAAGUCUUAUUACCGAAUUCUGCACCCGAAGAAAGCCGCCAUGAAGGAUAUUAUUAUCAACAUGAAGACGGGCGUUUGUUUCCUAAGCCAUACAAAGGACAAUCACUGAUCAGCUACCUGGACUCAAGAAUUUACGAUACCGGAGCAGAACUUGACAAGGAAAAUGCACAUUUUAGCAUCUGUGAAGCACUAAUCACUGCCAUUGAACAGAUGAGAUGCUCAAAGCAGUUCGACUCAGAAAGUGAUGAAAGCGACGAGGAAAUAAGAGCAUUAAAACGAAAAAUAAAAGAGAAAAAAUUAAGAAAACGGAUGUCAAAAAUAGAGACUCAGAACGCUUUUAGUGAACGAAGCACUUCAAGCAAUUCACGAUCGACGUCGAGUUUUUUCAGCGACUCAACUUUCAGCUCGUCUUACAGUAGCUCGGCUACAGAUGAGACAAUCCCAAAAGAUGCUACAUCGCAGAAGACGCUUAGCAGGAGUUGGGAUAAUGUGUCUUUGAGUCCGAACCAAAGCAAAACGAACGUAAAUACCGAGUCUACCAACAAUCCGAAGCCGGCAGCUCAUACCAUAGAAGAAACAGCACCGGAACCAAAGCCGGAUGAUUAUUCUGCAGAAGUAGUUGCAAAGCUGUUGCUAAAGAAAUUUGUUGGGCGAAAACUGCCCGCAGCAUCAGAAUUAAAAUGGAUUGUAUCCGAAGUCCAGGUUCCGCAGAAUAUCCUUCCAUUACCGAAUGCUUGGCCUGUGUCACCGGAUGAUGCGCAGCCAAAUGGUUGGGGAAUGUCGGGUGAAGAUGCAAAUAACAUCAAGAACUUCAGAAAAGCAUCAAUGCCCACUCGAAUUCGCGGAAAUUUGGAGUGGGCUCCUCCGAGGCCGCAAAUAAUUUUCACUUCUCACCCUUACAUGAAACGAAAAUCCGCGCUCCAAAAGCAGCAUUAUCGUUGUGCUGGUUGUGGGUUAAAAGUCACUCCAAGUCUCUCAAAACGGUUUCGCUAUUGUCAUUACCUUGGGAAAUAUUUCUGCACCAGUUGCCAUCAAAAUCGAACACAGUUGAUUCCGUCAAAAAUAAUCACUAAAUGGGACUUCAAACAAUAUCCUGUCUCCGAUUUUGCGUCCGACUUUCUUUCAAAAGUCUGGAAGGAACCACUCUUUAAUGUAGCUGGUAUUGACAGCACUUUAUACAAAAGGGUCAAAUUGAUUGACAACAUCAGGGAAUUGAGACUAAAACUACAUUAUGCAAAUGGGUUUUUGAAAACUUGCAGACUUGGCGAAAGUUUACAUGAAAAUUUCCGAAAAUUGCCAGCGCACAUAGUAGACGAUAUUCAUUUGUAUUCUGUGGAUGACUUUGUCCAGGUGAAAAAUGGCGAUCUUUUAAAUACGUUCAAAUCGCUGAUUAGCACAUCAUUAAAGCAUAUAAAAGAAUGCCAGCUUUGUGCCGUAAAGGGAUUUGUAUGCGAAUAUUGCCGAGACUUUGAUGACAUUUUAUAUCCAUUCGAACUUAACAAAGUCACGUCUUGUCCAAUUUGUAAGACCUGUUACCAUAAAACAUGUUUUGUGCCAGAAAAAUGUCCCAAAUGCGAACGGAUCUGGGCAAGGCAGCGAUUACUCGACACGAAACCGACCGAACAUCUAUGAUAAUUUUUACUAAGUUAAUGAAACGAUUUGUAAUCUGUUCUCAAGUAACAAUUUUUGCCAGUUAUUGCUUUUAGCGGUUUCGACGAAAUGUGCCAUUUUGUGUCGCCAGUAAAACAUCUUAUAACCUAGCAAUAAGUGAAAAUAGAAAGUUGGAUCGAGGAGCUCACCGUUAUGACAAAGCGGACUUCAAGAUUUCUCAUUUAUAAUGAUUUUCUUAAUAGUUUUCCAAUGCCUGGGGUUGCCUCUUAUAGGAUGAUGUUGGGGGGGGGCCUCCACUCAAUGGUGCCUUCAGCUUUAUUUUAUAUUGACUGCCGUUUUUCCAGAUAAUAUUCUUAAUCCGUGUUAUCUUGUGUUCAAUUGCUGAAAUGGCUGAUCAAAUCGUUUCUUUAACUACACCAUAUUUAUCUAGCCUCGUUGUUACUUGAAGAAUUAAGGAGCAAUAGCAAAGAGGAAUCUUCAAACGACAGAGAUGAUCUAAAAGCAUUUGAGAAUUCAAAAUUUUGAUCAUUUAUACAAAAAAAAUGUUUCACUGGCGACAAAAUGUAUAUGAUAUAUAAUCGAUGCGGUUAACUUAAAUUAAAUCGUUUUGAAUUGUAAAUCGAAAAUGGCAAAGGGGAGGUGCCGAUUGCUGUAGGUGAAUUUGUUUUCCUGAAUAGGAUAUUUUUUUUCUUUAUCGAGAUAGGGGUAGUCCCCGAAUAGCAUGUGAUGCUUUGGGAACGGAAAGGGACUGGGUCUAAUUCGCUGGCUAGUUAGUCGUUAUGAUUCUGUACCUUUGGCUGCAACGUUGUGCACAGGACGCUGACGAGAUCUGCUGAGCACCUUUCAUGGUUCAAGGGUCCAGCAGGGGUGUAGUGCUUUGGAGAACAGUAACUACUUUGGGGGAGAAUCUUGUAAUUUUUCAGGCACAGCUCAAAGCACAAUUAGGCUGAGAUAUGGGACAAGGUCACUUUUAGAUGGGAUCAAACACUUUUAGUUAUCCAUUGAACACAAAGAACGCCUUACCUCGCAUUUUCAAAGCCAUCUUGGAGUAAAGAUUUGGGUCGGUUGAGAAAUUCCCCUGAUUUAUGGUGGUUAAAAAAGUUGAAGUGGACCAAGGGGCCCAGUAUUGUGAAAUAUGCCCAGUGACCAGUAUGAGGAAACCAGGUUUCUCUAUUAACUGCCUUUAUUAUGUACAUAAAACUAUGAAUUAAUAUAAUUGAUUAAUGUGUGAAUACGUUUUUAUAAGUUUUGUUCUUGUUGUUGGUGUAAAAUUUUUAGAAUUUGUAAAUCAAUUCCAGUGUAAGCGGUAGCAUUCCAGGUUUCAAAAUCGAAAGAAAGUUCUGA